Diatraea saccharalis (sugarcane borer) is the source of this 5034-nucleotide messenger RNA. The record is from the annotation of a GenBank genome assembly. Lineage: Eukaryota; Metazoa; Arthropoda; Insecta; Lepidoptera; Crambidae.
AUGGACCCUCCGAUAGGUUUAUUUGCUCUCACAUUUUUAUUAGUGAAUGUGGUAUCGAACUGUUAUGAAAUACCACAGUCACGAGAUGUUACAAGCCGAGUGUCAGAGAAGCAUCUAGACGAUGUUAAUUCAAACAAUUUGGAGUCACGUUUUGGAAAGCUAUCUAAAGUAUAUAAAGAUUUGCUUGCAAACAAAGGUUGGAAUGAUAAUAAAAAAAGUAAAAUUGUAAAAGUCACUUACAGAAGAAGAACGAAAAAGAGAAACGGUAACCAUCCUAACAUACUAUACAAUUAUGUACAUUCCCAUAGCGUUGUAGGCGGCAACCAUAGAAAUGUACCAUUAGUUCAUUCCAACGGGAUAAACGAUUUGGUUACUAGUGUUAAUUCCCAAUCAAGCUGGCCUAAAUCAUCAAGCUAUUAUGGUGGAAGCACAUCCCAAACUGUUGAAAAUGGUUUUGGGGUGCCAAGCUAUUACGGUGGAAGCGCACCAGAGAGUUUUGACAAUAGUUUUAGCGUGCUAAAUCAUUACGACGGAAGCACACCAGGAACUGUUGAAAAUGGGUUUUACGGCGGAAGCAAAAGUUACGAUGUAAAUAAUUAUAAUUCAAACUCCAGACUGCCUUCAAAUCUCGACGAUCUUCAAAGAGAUGAUAAUACGGGAUCAACCUCUGAUAUAUUUCAAGUAGCUGGAACAUGGAAUCGAAGACCAUCAAAUGCAUUCCGUGUCAAAUGGGUUGAUAAUACUUUGGACUCGAAAACCGUAAAUCCAAAAAAAUAUUUUCGAUCUGCUAAAAAUGUAGCUGUUAAGGAUGUAACUGCUGAAGAUGUGACCAGUGAAGAUGUGACCAGUGAAGAUGUGACCAGUGAAGAUGUAACCAAUGAAGAUGUUACCUCUGAAGUAAUGGCUCAUGAUGCUGUCACAGGUGAAGGUGUGAUUGUUAAAGAUGUAGCCGUUGACGGUAAGACUGCUGAAGAUGUUACGUCUGAACUAGAUCAAUAUCUAUUAAAAGGGGCAGAUUAUAAUAAUGUAAAUGUGGUGAGCAAAAAUAAUAAACCUUAUUGGCGAACCUUCAGAGAUAAAACAGUUGAAGAUGUAACCGGUGAAGAUUUAAAGGUGGACGGUGAGACUGCUGAAGAUGUAACAUCUGAGAUAAAUGAAAAUGUUAUAAGGAGGGGAGUUCACAAAAAUGUAAAGCUGCUUCGCAAUAAUAACAAAUCCUUUUGGCGAAAUUUCAAAGGUGAAACUGCUGAAGAUGUGACUUCUGAAGAUGUCACUGCUGAAGAUGUAACUGGUGAAGGUGUGACUGCUGAAGACGUUACCACUGAUGGUGUGACUGCUGAAGAUGUAACAUCUGAACUAAGUAAAAAAAUAUAUUGGAAAACACUUAAAACUGAAACAGUUGAAGAUGUAACCGCCGAAGAUGUGACUGCUGAAGAUGUAACAUCUGAAGAUAUUACUCCUUUGCAUAUUGUUCGUGAUAGGAUUACUCAUGAACAUCCAUUCUCUAAAGACUACAUAGAUGUUUCAAAAUCUGAUACUGGAAAAAAGUACAUUCUUAAAAAUGUUCCAUCUACAAAUGUUUUUUCUGGAUACUAUCCUUCUCACACACAUAUUCGAUUUAAUGGCAAUAAUUAUGGAAAAGUGCAUCAUUUGCCCUAUAUCAGCUCAUACGAACAGAUAUUUCAAAAAAUUUUGACACAGAUAUGUGAAAAAUCAAAGAAAUUACUGAAAAGAAAACCAACCCUCCUCGUAAUAAAAAAAUUGAAACGAAUUUCAAAACAGUUAAAUGUACUUUACAAUUUGCUAAGAGAACGAAAUCAUAUUGAUGUCGACUAUGACUUACCUGACGAUGAUAAUCAAUCCACUGAUAUUGAAUCGCCAGAUUAUAUUAAUUGGAUUAAUCCCAAAGAUUCAAACGCUAAUGGCAAAAACUACCGCUUCACUAUAAAACAGCUGAUACGAGAUUUGAAGCGACUUAAACCAGUAAAUGUGGAUUUGGAUCUUCAAUUACUUUACAAAAAAUUGAUCAAAUAUUUGCAAUAUUACUUCCUAAAUAAUAACGGAAACGCUGGACACGCCAGACCGAAUUUGGAUUCCGUUUUGAUUCCAAUACUCACAGCUUUACGCAACCAACUGGAAAACCCACAAAAGUCGCAAACUCCGAAGAUAACUUUGAAAAUAAAACUACUUUUAUCAUUUUUACAUGGAAAAUAUGGUGGUGAUUCAUGGAACGUUGACAAUAUUGAUGACUUUGAAAAUGGAGAUGAUAGUUUUGAUGGAAACUAUGAGACGUAUUCACCGGACUAUGGUCGUAUUAGAGACCUAAUCGAUGGGUUAAAUGAUAAUCGAUUAGACCAUAGCGUCAAUCUACGUAUUGACGUAAUCCAAGUACCGGAUGCUGGACAAAUAAAGGAAAACGUUAAUUCUACACCAAAAAUUGCAGAAACACCUGUAAUUUUGAAGUGUUGUAAUUUUAACAUUUAUUCACAAUACAUUCAUCAUCAUAACUAAUCUAAAAUAUUGGGGCCCACAUGACCCACUACGCGGUCUUAGUAGACGUUGGUGGAUUUAACGACUGCAGAUACAGUCGGGUUCAAUAGCUUUGCCUCCUCAAGCAUGGAGGAAUUCAAGGCAAUUCUGUGUUACGUAUCCCAUGAUCAGCUUUCGAAAAUGACUUCUGCAAUCGCAGGCAGACGGAACGCACCAACCACUGCGCCAUCAAGCUACCUUUUUUUUUAAUUUAAAGUAUAUUUAUGUUAACAGGAUAACGUGCAAUUGGGUCUUCCAGUCUUAAGUCAUGUGAUAAACGAUUCAAAAUGUCCUUACACAACAACUUUAUUACAAUUGCUGGCUACGCUACUGGAAUUUCUUCACAACUCAUCAGAGACCGAGAAAGUAAAUAAAGCCGUAGUAGUAUUAAAGUAUUAUCUAGAAAACGCACCUAAAGGUCCUGGUAAGGAUGAACUAUACCUGUUUUUGAAAUAUAUUCAAGAUUACCUUCAACAUGGCAAAGGACCUUUACGUGAUUAUUUCACAAAAGAAUCGUCCAAUAAUAAUCCCACAACAACUAUUGUAUUCAAGAACAAGAUACCAAAUCUAGGACAGCCGCAAUGUAAAGAACAAUUCACUAAAUUUUUACAAAAAGCUUACAGUGCCUACUUGGACAUUGCCAAGUUUCCAAAUUGCCAACAGAUAAGUUUCUCGAAUGAGGCGUAUUUUAUGCCUGGUGCAAAACAAGUCUAUCCAUUUGAUGUGAACUACAACUAUUCACCUAAACAAUUUUCCGGUGAUAACAUUCAUAUACCGCCAUCGCUUUACAAUGUCGAUGUAGAGCACCCAUUUUACAAUUUUAAAUACUUUUACAAUACGCCAGAAACAAAGAACAAUCCCUUGAAUAUAUUACUCGGUACACCAGAAAUAAACUCCAAUAAACCCGUAGAGAAUUGGUCGAUCAUUAAUAAUAAAGUUCCUCAAUAUACAGACAUACUUAGCCAAUAUACCAAAAAUCCUCCUGAAGCCCUUGUAAAUUUGGUUUCACCUCCAAACUUUGGCAAUGGUAAUCUGAUCAAUGAAUCAGGGCCAAAACCUUUUAACCUUCUUACAAAACCAGAAAGUAUAAAAGAUGGGCAUACGUAUGCCCAGCUUCCUAAAGGCUUUGUUGAUAUGGCAAUAAUGCCGCACAAUAAUGCCUUCACAAGUAACAACUUCACAUCCCCAGUGCUAGGUCAACUGAAUUUAUCCGGGUUAAACGAUGUUAUAAACAGCCCUCAAACACCGUUACUAUAUAAUUAUAUCAAAGAUGUGACGCCUAUAGACCAUAAGAAUAUUCCUAACACGCCAGACAACAAAGACAUCGAUUACAGUAUAUUACUUAGUCAAUUAGGCUUAACACCUUUACCAGGAAGUAAUAAUUUGAGUAACCAAAAUGUGUUUGCUGAUAGCAACAAUCCAUUAGGCAAUCUCGCAUUGAACACCCAAAAUAUAAAUCGAGACAAUGCAAAUACUAAUAAUCCUCUUGGCAAUGUUUUUACUAUAAACCAUGGAGUGCUGAAUCCACCCUUAAAUAAUUUGAAUGGAAUGCCGUAUGGAAUUACUAAUAGUGACCUAAAUAACAAAGUUACAUUAGACAAGCAGAGAAUUCCAAUACCAUACGAUAAGUUUAUAGUAAGUCAUGAUAGAACACCUUACAUUUUAGAAUAUAUCGCAUCUCUGAAGAAUUCAGCGAAUCCAAAUAGUUAUUUAGGUAAUCUCAAUAACAAUUACGGAGGGCGUGUUAGCGAUAAUAUAGUCUCGCCUGAUUUAUCGCCAGGGCUUGGCAUGACGAAUCCUGUAAAAUUACCGAACAAGGAAGGCGUUAUUGAACUAACUUACGUUCUCAAGAGGCCUCAACCGUUACUUUAUCAUCCAGUUUAUUAUGUGAAAUAUAGACUGCCGUAUGCCAAAUUCGUGGAAAAUUAUAGAAACCUAAUUUUGCAAAAGCCCGUGUUGAGAAGUGAACCUAUCAGAAUUUAUCAAGAACUUAUAUCUUUAUCAAACAUCACCGAAGUGUCCCCAAAUUUAAAAGGACAUGACAUGGAAGAAAUUUUGAAAACCAUGGCUCAAAACGGAACUUUAGUAAAAGCGAAGUUGAUUGAUGAUAAAGACGAUGUUUUGCGUGAACAAUUGGAAAUCGUCAAAGAAUUGAAUUCUAACGUUACUCCAGAUGACAUUAAUUAUCUAACAAAUGCUACGAUCGAUCACGCUGAAAUAUUGAAUGGUACCGAAAAAGAAACCUACACUAAUUCUAAACUAUUCCCAGGAACAGUGGCCGAUGUGGUCGCUAAUUACAAGGUGAAACCUCUGAAUUUAAAUGGUGUUCCUUUUGUUCAUUCCUAUAACAAUCAAUUAAACGCCCCUAGCGAAAAUAAUUAUCCUUUUGUCAAUUUAUAUAAGAAUCGAAUUCAACCUAAUGUAACUCCCUUUAAUAACCCGCAAGUAGCCUUUAAUAAUAACAAACCAGUGGUCGUUCCUGUUCCUAAAGUUGAUUUCGUUUAA